Molecule: messenger RNA, 2199 nt
Organism: Alternaria arborescens
Lineage: Eukaryota; Fungi; Ascomycota; Dothideomycetes; Pleosporales; Pleosporaceae
Exons: 2
Coding region: 1-2199 (732 amino acids)
Source: RefSeq, a predicted model, not a curated record
AUGCGGUACCCAACAGUUAAUGUAUCAAUCAGAAUUGCCAUGGUCGCAUUGACGGUACUGGGUUCAGCCGCCCUGAUAGCUGGCGUCCUAGCCUAUCCUCAAGGGUCACCAAACUCUCCUCCGCCUGCCACUGACCUAUCCGCACCAUGCGCGGAAGCAGCUACGAGGCUGUCUCUUCAAGACGGUCCCCAGGACAACCACUUCUAUUCUGACUGUCAUACUAGCGCCCACGUUAUCGUCACCAGUCCUCAGCCCAACAGCGAUCUCAACGUUGUCAAGCCUCGCCUGCUUGUUGCAUGGCCCGCUGGCAACAGUGGCGCUAUGGCGCUCUUUGCCCCUGAGAGCGGCCAGGGCAGUUUGACCAUGAGGCUAGAAGAUUCCGAGAACGGACAGUCCGUGGAGCCAUUGACCGCGUCGGACCGCGUGGGUGUUUCAGGGUCCAUCAACUUCGAUACGUCUGCUAGACUGACCGUACCUAUCCUGGGCAGUAUACGAAGCAUCCGCGACUUCACUGAGGGAGGUGGGGUCAGUCAAGACUUCCAGAACAGCUUCGGAUUCGCGAUCAACGGAGAUGGCAGCGCAUCGAUUAACCGCACUUGGUUUGACGGCGUAACAACUACCACGCUGAAAUUCUCACCCUUGAACGGUGGCCAAGCUAUCACGCUCAACCGCGAAGCUACAUGGACAUUGACUUUCGGCGCGGGGAGCUAUAGCUUCGAAGCUUCUUACAACUACCCACAGCUGGAGCAGCUUAGUCCACAAGAAGUCCUAAAUGAUGCGUCUUCGGGAUUGAUCGCGCAAAACCCGGAUCAAACCACCUCAUUGUCAUUUCUGUCAUACACGAAUAAACUUCUAGCUGGCACCUGGCGCUUCCUCACCUACUUUGGCCGCGACAGUAUGCUGUCACUGCUCUUGAUGCAAUCUAUUCUCAGCGAAGCCGCUAUUGAAGCUGUCAUCGGAGCUGUCCUCGAGCGAAUCAACCGCAACGAUGGCACAGUGUGUCACGAAGAGGUUAUUGGUGACUACUCGACUUGGCUGAACAAGAAGAAGGGAGUUGAUUCUAGUGCGCCCAGCUGUGACUACAAGAUGAUCGACACCGAUUUCAUGCUCCCCGUCGCUAUGAAGAGCUAUUUUGUCGAUACGGACGCUGGCAAGCAACGUUCCGAUGCUUUCUUCCGCAAGACUGCAACGUUUCUCGCCGAGAACGACGGGCUGCCUUACUCUCAGCUGGCCCAAAUUACCGCAGAAAAGAUCAUGCGGAUCGCUGAACCGUUUGCGCAAAGUCCCGUAAAAGAUAAUCUCAUCAAACUUAACGAGGGUGAAUCUGUUGGCGAAUGGCGCGAUUCUAAUAACGGCCUUGGAGGGGGCCGCAUACCGUACGACGUUAACACGGCGCUUGUACCAGCAGGUCUUCGGGCUAUCGCUAGCCUGAGUGGUGCAGGUUUCUUCCCAGACCACCCAGACUGGUCUCAAAAGGCUAAUCAGUAUGCCCAGAUCUGGGAGGACGAGACGCUACAAUUCUUCCAGGUCACCGUACCGCAAGCCACUGCCAAAUCACUUGUGCAAAAUUAUGUCUCCGCCGCAAACCUUGGUGUACCAAGCAACGCCGAUAGUAUUACUGGCGAUGUCACUUACUAUGGUCUCGCCCUAGAUGGCAAUGUUGGUUCACCAGUCGUGCCUGUCAUGAACACCGACGAUUGCUUCCGUCACUUCUUCCUGGACACUACAAAUCAAACCCAGCUGACGUCAUAUAUCGACCAGACUGCUUCUCACAUUCUUCAACCAUUCCCGGUAGGCUUAUCGAGUGACGUUGGCUUGUUCGUUGCCAACCCAGCCUACGCCGGAGACGCAGGCUUUGCUGCAGGCUUCUCAAAGACAGAUUACCACGGUACUGUAGUUUGGAGCUGGCAACUCGCAAUGAUGGGUGCUGGACUGGCACGACAACUGGGUCGAUGCGCGAGGGACAACGCUCCUGAAUUCUGCACAAACCCCGAGGUUCGUGAUAAGGUUGUUCGUGCUUACAACAGCCUGUGGGAUACCAUUGAUGCCAACCGCGAUCAGCUCAGCCAUGAAGUCUGGAGCUGGCAGUACAAUAACGGAUUCCAGGUGGCGCAGCUUGGCUCAUUGACUUCGACCGAGAGCAACAUUCGACAGCUUUGGAGUCUGACCUUCCUUGCGGUCAAGAGGGAGAGUUUCUAG